GAUCUUCGAGUAGAAGCAUACACUACAAGCGGCAAAAUCCACGCUCACGUGACCUGUCCCAUUUGUGACGACAGUAAGCAGUCUAAAAUUUCCCUCAACAUGGACACAACAGGCAGUUGGCAUAUUUUUGCUUUCAAACGGCACUGUAAAACAUUUCACAUCCAGACACCGCACUCAUCUAAACAGAAACGCCGUAGUGUCACACCAGUUGCUACUGACGAUGCUAACGAGAACGAUUGUCCAAUAAAACGACCUUCCCUGGAAUCCACUGGUAUCGGAACUGCAUGUGACUUUGAACUUACGACGUCUAGCAUGGAUCCACCUCAUCUGGAUACAGCUGGUACGGAAAUAGAUCCGCUGCACCUCGAUGAAGCAGAAACCGAAAUUGGACCUGCAGAAUACCUUGACGACACCGUAAGCUCAAGUACAGGUGAUUUACAGGCCGAAAAAAUUCACGAGUAUAAUGUGUCUGAUACCAAGGGCAAAUAUUUUGAUGAAACCGUGUAUGACUCCCAAGAUGAUUACCAUGGUGAUGCUAUAGAGGCACACGAGAACGAUAGCUGGGAUCGAAACACUAAGGAGCACGGAUACGCAAAAGAACACGAGAGCAAAGAUGUUAAGGAGAGCUCAAAGGACCACGAAAUCGUAGAAGAACAAGUGGAACAAAAACAUGAAGGCCAUUCAACCGCUACAAGAUACCCGGAAAAUUAUACUGGAAGCCAAUUCAUUGGACAUGUCACAAGAAAAAGUUCAAGCCCUCUUCUUGACUUACAUGUUCAGAUGGAUUCGAGAUCAAAAUUAUGUAAGCCAAAUGGAAUACGGUACACGGAACCUGAGCUAGAUGCAGCUGCAUACGAAUUGAUGGCUGGUGGCAAUAGCAACUAUCAAUUUAUAAAGGCAAAUAUGCAGCUGCCUAGCUCAAAAACAUUGAAGCGACAUAUCGCAAAGCAUACUACAGAGACUCAGGAAGGAAUCCUAAUGGUGACACCUCUACUGAAGUAUUUGAACGCGCACAAUUAUCCUCUAGUAGUUUCCUUAAGCGAAGAUGGAACAACGCUUUCGCCCAACCCAGAAUACGAUUCAAGAAAUGACUCAAUUCGUGGCCUGGUGGCUCCGUUGGACCAUUCCGGUAUGCCUGAACAGAAUACAUUUAACGCCAGCACGGUUGAAAAAAUGAUUAAUGACCUUGAGCGCUAUUCUGUGGGUGAAUACCUUUACAUCGUAAUGGCAACACCAAUGGCCGUUGGAGCAUCACCAUUCUGCAUUUUGUAUAUGUGCAGUGAUAACAGGUUCACACAUGACCAAGUCAUUUCACGUUGGAAUUAUAUAGAAUCCGAGCUACUAAAAGCUGGAAUAACUGUCAUUGCUAGCGCGUCCGAUGGUGAUCCGCGGCUUCUCAUGGCUAUGAGACAAAGAUCAACUCUUCAUGCACUUCACGUGGGAUCGGAAUCACAAUAUGGUCCCCACUUUGCUAUGAAUAACGAUUUCAAACUUGAUUUCAAAGCUAUUUCCAUCCAGGACAGUAUUCACUUAGUUAAUAAAUUUCGUCAUUCUUUGCUAGAUCCAAAAAAGCAAAUGCGCUUAGGAGACUACGUAAUUUCAUCAGCUGUUCUCAAACAAAUGAUGGAAAAUGGUCAAAAAAUGAUUCACAAAUUAAACCCUUCAGAUUUGAACGCGGCGGACCGAAUGAAAUUUGACCCAUCGCUAAAACUGAUGUCUUUGGAUCUUAUUGACCAUCUAAUCGAUGUGGUACCUGGCAGUAUUGGAACUGCUACUUAUAUACAAAUAAUGCGUCAUGCAUAUUUGGCUUUCAACGAUGAGCAUAUGUCUCCUAUUGAACGAAUAACUUCGAUAUGGACUGCUUUGUUAUUUGUAAGGGCAUGGCGCCAAAUUUGCAUAAGCAAUAGAAAAACACUGAAGGACUGCCCGACAUCAAACGUGUAUCACUGUUUGGAGUUAAACGCACAUGGCUUGGUAAAAUUCAUUGUCAGGUGCCGACAAGCCGACAGCCCGGAGCAAUUCAUAAUUACUCACUUAUCUAGUCAACCAUGUGAAACAACAUUUCGGGAGCUUCGUUCGAUGACGACUGUCAACCAUACGGCAGUCAAUUUUACAAUGAAAGAAGUUGAGCAAAGAAUGCAGAAGGUGCAAAUGAAGUUGCUGAUAGUGCAUCGGAGAAAAGCAGAUCUAAACUUUCCUUGUCUGCAAAAGCAGCAGCUAAAAUGCCAAAAAACAGCAAAUCAAGAUCUUCCUAACGACGAUCAAAUCCGUCUGGCCAUCGACACAGCUGCGAAAAACGCGGAACAUUUAUUAACCUGUCUAGGAGUUCAAAAUCUUGAAAUUGAUUUCAGGGAGAGUAUGACCAGAAAUUCCAAAACAGAAUCCGAAUUUGAAUUUGUCUCGAUUGAGAGCUCCGAGGUCGCCAACAACUCAAAUGAUUCAGCAUGCAAAGGUACUAAGACAAGCAGGGUAACUGUAAGUUCGGGUUAGCUUUAGAACUUGGUUCAUAAACAAGCCUAUACAUAUUCGAGCUGUUAGUAUACAGGGUCAAAUAUUUGUCUUAAAAAUCCAAUGCUCAAACAUCUUGUUUGACUCCAUCAAAUUUUCAUGAGUGUCAAACUGAUGUUGUUUCUUGAUUUUUUUUAAUAUUUGACUCUGUGUACUUCAGGCCUUAAAGCAUGAGAGAUCGUAUACGUCUUCGUAUAGAUCUAUAGAGUUGUCUACAUCUUUCUUAGGUGUCCAACUAACCAUCCUUUCCUUCCUUCGGCAGUCGCAAGGACGUGGCCAAGAC
Molecule: messenger RNA, 2791 nt
Organism: Aedes albopictus (Asian tiger mosquito)
Lineage: Eukaryota; Metazoa; Arthropoda; Insecta; Diptera; Culicidae
Exons: 6
Coding region: 100-2490 (796 amino acids)
Source: RefSeq, a predicted model, not a curated record